Messenger RNA from Bursaphelenchus okinawaensis, 843 nucleotides. Lineage: Eukaryota; Metazoa; Nematoda; Chromadorea; Rhabditida; Aphelenchoididae. The record is from the annotation of a GenBank genome assembly.
AUGACUCCGCUUGGGUUGAUUUUGUUCGUCGGACUCACUUCGCAACUAGCUUCGGCCUUCCUGACGCCACAACAAAACGCAAAGUUGAACCAAGUCUGCUCGACAAACCCCGAUCUGUACGUAUGUGCACUAGCCGAGUACUUGGAUGCCAGUCUGACUGAGAUGGAGAGCUUCCCCGUCGCUGAUUCUAAGGGUAAGGAUGGGGUUGUAUACUGUAACUUUUUAAGGUUUUGUUGACUGUCAAUUUUAUUAAUACAGUAUCUUUUGUUAAUACCAUGAUCCUUGUAAUAGCAUGUGUCAUCAGUUUUCGGAAGAAAUUUUAUUUCCAAACCGGAUUCGUGUAAUCAGAAGCGUGACGCUUUAUUUCAAAAACUUUUGAUGAAAUUAAUGCCUGUAGGGCUUAGAAAUGAAAGUAGAGCUUAGAACCUUCUUCAAUAUUGUUUAUCAGAACCUUCUCUAAUAUCGUUAAUCACUUUAGACGCCGCUUCCGGCGACAAAGCCUUCGCCGCAGCCAGGAUGCAGAAGAGAAAGUCAGCCUUCGUGAGAUUCGGCAAAAGGGCACCAAACAGCGAGUUUGCACCAGUAAGUACUUAACUAUAUAAAAGAUAUAGACAUAUAGUGCUCUUGUUAGUAUGAUACUCAAGGUUUAUAUACACUUAAAAUUCAAAGUAUUUCAAGCCCAGUACUAAUUUAAUACUAACUAGUAUUAGCAUAGUACUAGGCUUAUAAAACUUAUAAUUUUAAAUUUUUUAUUUUUAGGCUGAACUACCCUUGAACAUCCCCCUAGAAGGCAUCCUCAACUCCCGACCCGCUCGCAAAAGCUCCUACAUUCGUUUCGGAUAA